This is a messenger RNA of Herpailurus yagouaroundi (jaguarundi), 3191 nucleotides long. RefSeq names its product villin like (gene VILL). Lineage: Eukaryota; Metazoa; Chordata; Mammalia; Carnivora; Felidae. Gene Ontology annotation, molecular function: actin filament binding; phosphatidylinositol-4,5-bisphosphate binding. The transcript has 20 exons. Gene Ontology annotation, biological process: actin polymerization or depolymerization; actin filament severing; barbed-end actin filament capping. Gene Ontology annotation, cellular component: actin cytoskeleton; cytoplasm. Bases 453 to 3059 code for a protein of 868 amino acids. The record is from RefSeq and is a predicted model, not a curated record.
AGCGAGGGAGAGCGUGGCCACGGCCUCGACGGCCCCCGGAGCCUUCGAGGGCAGCUCUAACCCUGGGCGGCCCCCUCCCCCACUCCGCGCUUCCAGAGGCCGCGCGAGAGGGUUGGGAGUUUCCCCCAGUCAGCGGUGAGCUCACCAGGGCCGGGAGCCCAGCCCUCAGCGUUCUGGACAAAGGUGGAAGGAAUGCAGGCUGUUUGGCAUGAGUCACAGAGGCCUCUGCCUCUCUCGGACUCUCCCACCGAGUCCGCCCCGGGGCCGUGCAGGGUCAGCAGAGCCACAGGGGUUCCUGCGGGGAGAAGAGAGGAGCGAACGCUACGCUGGGGGUCCCUAGGAAGGAGGACUUCAGACGGAAGUGACUUGUGGGUCCGCCGGGCAAAGCCGCAGCGACAAGAAAAGCUGCAGCCGGCCGGAUUUAGGUUAGAUGGAAGAAAGAACUCCAACGGAUGAAGGGACGACCGGACCUCACACACAGGAUGGACGUCAACAAGGGCCUCCCAGCCACUGAGAGCCGCAGGGACCUCCACGUAUGGAUCAUCGAGAACCUGAGGAUGGCACCAGUACCCGAGAAGGCUUAUGGGAACUUUUUCGAGGAGCACUGCUACAUCGUCCUCCAUGUUCCCCAGAGCCUCAAGGCCACGCAGGGGGCGUGCAGCGACCUGCACUACUGGGCGGGGAAGGAGGCGGGCGCCGAGGCGCAGGACGCUGCCGAAGCCUUCGUGCAGCAGCUGCAGGAGACGCUGGGUGGCGCCACCGUGCAGCACCGGGAGGCGCAGGGCCACGAGUCCGACUGUUUCCGCAGCUACUUCCGCUCGGGAAUCAUCUACAGGAGAGGGGGCCUGGCCUCUGCCCUCACGCACGUGGAGACCAACCUGUACAACAUCCAGCGACUGCUGCACGUCCAGGGGAGGAAGCACGUGUCGGCCGCCGAGGUGGAGCUCUCUUGGAGCAGCUUUAAUAAGGGGGACAUCUUCCUGCUGGACCUGGGCAAGGUGAUGAUCCAGUGGAAUGGGCCUGAGACCAGCAUUCCUGAGAAGGCACGGGGCCUGGCCCUGACCUGCAGCCUCCGGGACAGGCAGCGCGGUGGUCGCGCACAGAUUGGCGUGGUGGAUGAUGAAGUUGAAGCCACUGACCUCAUGCGGAUCAUGGAAGCCGUGCUGGGCUGCAGAGUGGGCAACGUGCCUGCCACCAGGCCCGACAAGAGUGUUAACCAGCUGCAGAAAGCCAGCGUCCGUCUCUACCAUGUCUGUGAAAAGGAUGAGGACUUGGUGAUCCAGGAGUUGGCGACCUGCCCACUAACCCAAGACCUACUGCGGGAAGAGGACUACUAUAUCCUGGACCAGGGUGGUUUCAAGAUCUACGUGUGGCAGGGACGCCUGUCCAGCCUCCAAGAGAAAAAGGCUGCCUUCAGCCGGGCUCUGCGCUUCAUCCAGGCCAAAGGCUACCCGACCUACACCAACGUGGAGGUGGUGAACGACGGCGCCGAGUCGGCCUCGUUUAAACAGCUCUUCCAGUCUUGGUCUACCAAGCAGCGCGGGAACAAGAACUUCGGCAGGCUAAGUAAAUCGAUUCAGGUAAGGCCGGAUGUGGGCAAGCUGCAGAGUCAGCCUGAGCUAGCUGCCCAGCUCAGGAUGGUGGACGACGCUUCCGGGAAGGUGGAGGUGUGGUGCAUCCAGGACUUAGGCAGACAGCCCGUGGACCCCGAGCGUCAUGCACAGCUGUGUGCAGGCAACUGCUACCUCGUCCUCUACACCUACCAGAGGAUGGGCCACGUCCAGUAUAUCCUGUACCUGUGGCGGGGCCACCGCGCCACCACGCGUGAUGUCAAGGCCCUGAACUGCAAUGCCGAGGAGCUGGACCUCAUGUACCGGGGAGCCCUGGUGCAGGAGCACGUGACCAUGGGCAGCGAGCCCCCUCACUUCCUCGCCAUCUUCCAGGGCCAGCUGGUGGUCUUCCAGGGGCACACGGGACACGAUGGGAAGGAGCAGCCAGCACCUGCUACAAGGCUCUUCCACGUGCAAGGCACCGACAGCUGCAACACCAGGACCGUGGAGGUACCGGCCCGCGCCUCAGCCCUCAACUCCCGUGACAUCUUCUUGCUGGUCACAGCUAGCGUCUGCUACCUCUGGUUUGGAAAGGGCUGCAGCGGUGACCAGCGAGAGAUGGCGCGGACGGCGGUCACUGCCGUCUCUGGGGAGAACAAGGAAACGGUGCUGGAGGGUCAGGAGCCUCCCGGCUUCUGGGAGGCCCUGGGAGGCCCGGCUCCCUACCCCGGCAACAAGAGGCUCCCCGAGGACGUCUCCGGCUUCCAGCCCCGACUGUUUGAGUGCUGCAGCCACAUGGGCCACCUGGUCCUCACAGAAAUGGUGUUCUUUAGUCAAGAGGACCUGGACAAGUAUGACAUCAUGUUACUGGACACCUGGCAGGAGAUCUUCCUGUGGCUCGGGGAAGCUGCCAGCAAGUGGAAGAAGGAGGCGGUGGACUGGGGCCAGGAGUACCUGAAGACCCACCCGGCAGGGAGGAGCCCUGCCACGCCUAUCGUGGUGAUCAAGCAGGGCCAUGAGCCCCCCACCUUCACUGGAUGGUUCCUCGCUUGGGACCCCUACAAGUGGACUAACGACCAGUCCUACAAGGAGGUGGUGGAUGGCAGCCUGGGAGCAAUGCCAGCCAUAUGUGAGAUAACAGCCGAACUCAACGACUUCCAGCUGUCUAGAGGGCCAAGCAAUGGCGCGGCAGACCCUUUGACCCUGCAGACCCUCAAGGGCUCCCAGGACGGCUCAGGGAAUGAGCUGCAGCCAGGACCCAAGGCAGGUGACGCCAGCACCAACAGCCACCACAGCAGCCCCAGACCCAUCAUCAAUGGGAGCCUGCCCCGCGAACGGCUAAUGCAUCAGGCUGUUGAGGACCUGCCAGAGGGUGUGGACCCGGCCCGCAAGGAGUUCUAUCUCUCAGACUCUGACUUCCAAGAGAUCUUUGGGAAGUCCAAGGAAGAAUUCUACAGCAUGGCCAAGUGGAGGCAGCAGCAGGAGAAGAAGCAGCUUGGCUUCUUCUGAACCCAGGCCCUGCCCGUGUCGGUGCCACUAACGUAGCCAGGACCCCCCGGGGUGCCUUCCCAGCACGCACCCGAGCCCCCGGGGACACGCCGCUGGCAUUCCCCCAUCAAUAAAAGUCCGUGGCCCUCACAA